Molecule: messenger RNA, 1402 nt
Organism: Cutaneotrichosporon oleaginosum
Lineage: Eukaryota; Fungi; Basidiomycota; Tremellomycetes; Trichosporonales; Trichosporonaceae
Biological process (GO): 4,6-pyruvylated galactose residue biosynthetic process
Cellular component (GO): Golgi membrane
Molecular function (GO): hexosyltransferase activity
Source: RefSeq, a predicted model, not a curated record
CCUCCCCCCGCCGUCGUCAUCAUCGUUGAAUCGUCUUUUACUCCAUCUCUGUCAUGCGUUCCGACAUGUUCCCGCGCCGUUUUAUCAUGCGCGCGCGUUGGGUCGCAUUGGCUUUUAUCACUCUCUGGCUCUACUGGUACUAUUACAUCUAUCCAGACUGGCUAAUCAAAUGGGAAUCCAUUGAGCGCCAGCGUCCAAAUCUCUACAACGCCCUCCUCCCCGCCUACCUCGCCCACCACUACGCCGACAAGACAAGGCCAGAACGCGACAACUAUGAGGCCCUUCCCAGCCUCCUCAACGCCCCGUGGCCCGGCAGCUGGCCGGUCCCCAAACUCACUGCGCCCAAGUACGAGAAUGGCACGCUUGUGUCCCCCGCCCUCCUCAUGCUGCAUGUCAUGAGCACACCGAGCGUCGCGGGCGCGGAACGGCGCGCGUUCCUCCGUUCAGUUACUCCCCUCAAGACCGUCCCGCCAGAGUACAGGCACCUCGUCGAAGUGCGCUUCGUCCUCGGAUACCCUCCCGACGGGGACAAGUGGGUGCACCGCAAGGAGCUCGAUGCGGAACAGGCGGCACACGGCGACCUGUUCUUCCUGCAUGGCCUCGCGAAGGGGGGCGAGAACAUGAACAACGGCAAGACUAUUGCGUGGAUGGAGACUCUCGCCGCGUACCCUCGCCCUACUCAGUACAUCAUCAAAUGCGAUGAGGACACGCUCCCGCUCCUCCCCAACAUCCUCGAUUGGCUAGUCACUCUUGACCCCGCACAGCCCACCUAUUUUGGCACGACACUAACGCGGUGGUGGGGCUACAUGCACUACUUCGAGGGCAUGAUGUACGGCUUCAGCUCGAAUGUGAUCAAGACGGUCGGCGCGGCCGAAAUUCCAAAAGACUGGGCCACGCAAGACUGGGACGAAGACGCGCGCACCGGCGAACUCAUGUUCUCCCUUCCAACCAAACCCGGCGUGGACCCCAUGUCCAUCCCCAAUGAUCAUUCCGGCUCUUUCAUCAACAUGGCCCGCAACCCGCCCGUCAUGGAGGACAUGAACACGCUGCGCCUCCCACGCAACCCCGACCCGCGCUCGGGGCUGCACCGCAUCGAUCUCAAGUGGCGGAUCGCCGACUGGGGACGGUGGUGGGUUUCGGACCCCCACUCGGCCCUCGCAUACCACCGCCUAAAGCAUGAGAGGGACUACAAGGAGGCGUGGGAAAAGGUGCAGCGCGCCUGGCGGUGGCGUGCGUUCGUGUGGCGCCCGCCGUUCAGAAUGCGCUCGCUCCGCGAUCCUAACCCGCCCAAGCAUUAGACAGCCUCGCAUUGACACCACAUUGUCCCUGAUAACUGAGAAGCCCGUAAAUGUCUGUAGCAUAGUCACAGAGUAUGGAUAGUACGUUUGUACUUAUCACAGUG